This is a messenger RNA of Cuscuta campestris, 1739 nucleotides long. The record is from the annotation of a GenBank genome assembly. Lineage: Eukaryota; Viridiplantae; Streptophyta; Magnoliopsida; Solanales; Convolvulaceae.
GACCGUUGGAUUGAGCUGAAAUUUUCAGAGGUUGUUCCCAACACUUAGGGCUUCAAUCUGUUCAAUUUUCAUUUCAAUCGGAGCUACGGAUCUUCUGUAAUUGCAGCUGGUGCGACGCUGCGUUUUUGGGUGAUAAUCCUGAUUUUCCUUCUCUAUUGUUGAUGCCUCUUAUGUAUGUUGUUGUUGGUGGGCUGUGACAUCCUUGUAGACUGAGUUUGGGUGUUUUUACCCUCAAUUUGCAUAAUAAGAGAAGAAGAGGGCGGACUCUCUAUAAGUCCAGUGGUUUUUAUCCUUCACAUCGAAGGAGUUUUCCACGUAUAAAAAUCGUGUGUCGUUUGCAUCUUUAUUCUUCAUAUUUGAUUGUGGUUUAUUUGAUGUGCUGUUGAUUUUGUGUGCUUGGUUAAUCAAUUGUGGUGAAUUGGGUUAAGUGUUUGGUUGGUUGUCUUGAAGUUGAUCCUUGUAGGUGUUGUAUCUUACUUGUUGCUUCUCCCCCCAACAAUUCUCUCACCACCAAGUACAGGGUCGCUCUCAACUCGCCUAACGGGGUCAUUGGUGCCGGAGUACAGCGUCGCUCUCAGGUCUGGAGUACUAGACGAACCCUUCACAGAACAUCACUAAGCACUGACUGCGAAGCCCUAGUCCGUUCGUGUCCUCACAAAGCAGAUUGCAUAUCUAAAACUUGGAUGGUAGCUAGUGGCCUCAGGAUCGCAGGCCCAAAAGAUGCCAUCAACAAAUCCCAAUAUGGACGGAGCCACUCGAAAUCACGACCAGACUCGGACGGAACUCUUUCCACCGGCGACGGGUCAGCGGCUAUUCCUGCAAUCCGUUCCCUACUCCUUUCCAGUUUCCGGAUAUUCUGUUCUAAUUGGCGGCGAAGGAUAAGUUGAUGAUUCAGAAUAAUUUGGCCAAUUGAUGCUUCUAAUCGAAGAACAGAUGAUGGUGAGACGGUCAAUUGAAGUCUCUGAUCGGCAGACGAAGGCUUGUCGAAAGCCGAUCCUUCAUUGGAUUGGACACAUGAUAAUCAUAAGUGCUCUGCGCGGCUUUCCAAUCUGCUCAUGGUCAUCCCAAGCUGGUCUGACCUCGUCUUUGAAAUACCAUCAGUGGAUGGGCAUGAACUCGACAUCUUGGAGGAUACGACGGUUGUGGUCUCUUCAGCAACUUUGUGGUCAGCCCGACCUGCUACGCGAUGCUACCGACCGAAAGAAGCUGUUUUCACCGUCGACUGGGCUAGCCUGAGCAACUGGGCAGUAUCGGCUUUUCCUUCAGACCAUGAUGAGGGAGGGAAUUCCUUCGUGAUCCAUUCUUCUGCCGUCCAUAGCCGAGCAUAUAUGGUCUGGCAGGCUGCCGGGCAGGGCUGUAUCAUGAUGAGAAGAGUGGGAAGUAUCUACCGUGCUCUAGUCCAUAAGCAAGAGAGUCAGGCUAGAGAGUUGAAGGAGUGGGGCCCUGCAUCUAUUUGCAUCAAAUAAUGGAGAACAUAUCAAGAACGGGCCUAGGUGAAUGACAUGAUGGUAUGUAUUCUUCACUAUUGUUGCGUAUAAGAGCACUGGUACUACCCUUAACGCUCCUCGGCAUUAUGGCCACCUGGGGGGCGUUAAACACCGCCCCUCUCUCCCGUUAAAAAGGCGUUAAACUUCUUGCGUCAAAGUUUUGACGCACUUUGAAGGCAUUGUCACACCUUCUUCUUCCCUUUUUCUCCCUCUUUUUUCCUCUUUUCUUCUCUAUAAAUUAAAUUUAAUUUU